AUGGAUCCCCGUGGUAUGCCAAAGAAGGAAGGUGCAGGUCAACACAAUUGGGGUAAAGCUAUUGACGAAGCUGCAGAAUUGGAUGAACAUUACGAAUUUGACAAUGAAAUGCCUCAGUAUGACAAAAAUGCGGUUUUCAAUUCAAAGGCUGCAGAUACGGCCAGAGAAUUCCCAAAAAUAAAGCUUAAUAGAGGCUCUAUCAAAACAAAAAAAAACUAUGAGCGUCUUGUAUUUGGAUUAUAA
Racocetra fulgida is the source of this 243-nucleotide messenger RNA. The record is from the annotation of a GenBank genome assembly. Lineage: Eukaryota; Fungi; Glomeromycota; Glomeromycetes; Diversisporales; Gigasporaceae.